UAAUCUCUGUUAUUACUUCAACCAAUACUCAGAAGUUGGAAGGCAGAGACAUAUAGAAGGCGCCGGCGCCGCAGAUGCUUCAUCGUAAGUAAUGUAUGAAAGCUUUAUUCAGCUCUGACUCUGAUAGGUUUUGCUUCACCGGUUCGAGCUUCUCAAGUAGUCAGAGGAAGUUGUUUCACGGUUUCAGAGGAGUUUGCGAGUAUGUUGCGUAGAAAUAUACGACUGAGGAGAGAGUACCUCUACAGGAAGAGCUUGGAAGGGAAAGAGCGACUGUUGUAUGAGAAGAAGCGAAAGAUAAAAGAAGCUUUAGAAGAGGGAAAGCCUAUCCCUACUGAGCUCAGAAACGAAGAGGCUGCAUUGCGCCAAGAGAUUGAUCUUGAGGAUGAACAGACUGCAGUACCAAGAACACACAUUGAUGAUGAGUACGCAAAUGCAUCACAAACUGAUCCUAAAAUUUUGAUAACCACAUCUCGUAAUCCGAGUGCCCCUCUUACGCAGUUUGUGAAGGAACUUAAGUUUGUCUUUCCCAAUGCCCAGAGAAUGAAUCGUGGUGGACAGGUCAUCUCAGAAAUUAUUGAGACUUGCCGUGCACAUGAUUUUACAGAUGUUGUGUUGGUUCAUGAGCAUCGUGGAAAGCCAGAUGGAUUAAUUAUUUGUCAUUUACCAUUUGGUCCAACAGCAUACUAUGGAUUACUCAAUGUGGUAACAAGACAUGACAUCAAAGAUAAGAAGUCCAUGGGAACAAUGUCUGAGGCUUACCCCCAUUUAAUUCUACACAACUUCUCUACAAAGCUAGGGGAAAGGACAGCAAAUAUUCUGAAAUAUCUGUUUCCAGUACCCAAGCCAGAUUCAAAACGCAUCAUCACUUUUGCCAACCAGUCUGAUUAUAUCUCAUUUAGGCAUCAUGUGUAUGAGAAGCAUGGUAAAUCUAUUGAACUCAAGGAAGUGGGUCCUCGUUUUGAAUUGCGUCUUUAUCAGAUUAAAUUAGGAACAGUUGACCAGAGUGAAGCCCAGAAUGAGUGGGUCAUCAGACCGUACAUGAACACAGCCAAGAAACAGAAGAUUCUUGGAGAUUAACCCAGUCUCAACGUUCAAUUUUAUGGUUUUGAUAGUGAUCAUCCUUCGGCUAAUGUAUUUAUGGUGAUAUUGCCUACUGAAUUUAUUUUUUAUUUUUUGGUUUAAUAUUCAACUUAUUUAGAUUUUUAUAAUUUUCUGUUGUAGUACAUAAAGUUUUGGCAGUUCCAAAUUCCAAUACCCUUAAAUUUGUGGGUCGGCAUCGCCCUAACAGUGAGUGAGCCAUAGAUGAUAGGUAUCAAAUUUGCAAGUUAUGUAUUUGAUAUUUUGAUCCUUCUUUGAUAAAUGUCAUGAGUUGGUCUCACAGUUGGGUC
This is a messenger RNA of Nelumbo nucifera (sacred lotus), 1388 nucleotides long. It is a transcript of the gene IMP4, whose product is annotated as Ribosomal RNA processing Brix domain protein. Gene Ontology annotation, biological process: rRNA processing. Gene Ontology annotation, cellular component: nucleolus; small-subunit processome; Mpp10 complex. NCBI's taxonomy places the organism in Eukaryota, Viridiplantae, Streptophyta, Magnoliopsida, Proteales, Nelumbonaceae. Gene Ontology annotation, molecular function: rRNA primary transcript binding; snoRNA binding. The record is from RefSeq and is a predicted model, not a curated record.